This is a messenger RNA of Ceratitis capitata (Mediterranean fruit fly), 2186 nucleotides long. Its product is annotated as syntaxin-6. Bases 1051 to 2094 code for a protein of 347 amino acids. Lineage: Eukaryota; Metazoa; Arthropoda; Insecta; Diptera; Tephritidae. Gene Ontology annotation, cellular component: membrane. The transcript has 6 exons. The record is from RefSeq and is a predicted model, not a curated record. Gene Ontology annotation, biological process: Golgi vesicle transport.
UAAAAUUGACUUUUACGAUGUCAUAAUAAAUCUUUAGUUUUCGAAAGAUUUCAAUUUUCAUGAAUUUGGAAACAAAAGGAGAGCAGAUAAAACAAAUCGUCCUCCGGCGCAGGCCCGUUGGAAUGGUAAAAAUAAACACACUUGGAAGGAUCACAGCCAAAAGUAAAUAGUAGCGCGAAAGUGAAAACGAAUGUAGGAUAUCCAAAAUCAAAAUUUAAAGGAGACGUGGUUAGUAUUGCAAGCCAUUACUUAUGACCCAUUGCAAUUUACAAUCCAUGGGGUGGUUUGAAAGCUUCUAAACAUCGUAGGUACAUAUCUAUGCACACAAAAAAAAGUGCCAGCAGAAAGCAGCAAACGAAUAUACAUGUAUGCUUCACCCCGUCAUGCGCAUAGGAACUUUUUGAGCAUGUAAGCAGGGGAAGGUAGUCUGCUCGUUGCUAGUUCCAAAUGGAAAUUAAGUGUGAGAUGCACAAAAAUUUUAGUAGUUUACUAAGAACGCGGACGUUGACAUAACAAUGCACAAACACGGUAUUUUCGAGCAGGAAAAUAAAUUUUCGAUGUGAAACAAAUUUAGUUCAAUAUUUAUUAGUUGUGAAACAUUGUAAAAUCAGAAAAGAAAAAUAUCAAGAGUUUUGCCAAAGUACCAAAAACUUUCAAACGGCAAUACACAAAAUAAAAAUAAUAGUUUGGAAAUACAUAGAUAUUAUGAUUGUGUCAAAAAAGUCAACCAUACGAACAACGGUUUUGUGUCUGUUGCAACUGAAUGAGUCCCAAGCGAUUCUAGUAUAUGAAAAUACAUAUGAAUUUAUGUAGAUCUCUACAUUCAUAUAUGUGAUUUCCAACGUCAUCUGUGUGUCAGGAAAAUCUAUAAAGUUUUCAUAAACCUGAUAGAGGAAAAAUCAACAAAAAAUUAAAGAAGCGCAUAAACAUCAAAAAUACAUAAAUAAAAAAUAAAAGGCUUUAUAAGUUAAAAAUUUUUCUUAAAGAAGUGACGUCUGAAUAUAAUAAUAAAAUAUUGGAAACUACGUUCUUCUAUAAUAGCUCCAGGAUAUGUCUCUAGAAGAUCCAUUCUUCGUUGUGAAGGACGAAGUAUUCAAGGCAUUAAAUAAAACGCGUGGUCUUUAUUUGCGUUGGCGUGAUCUAAGCGAUAGCAGCGGCAGUACUGAAGUUGAAUGGACUACAACCGAGUUAAGGAAUUCGCUGCGUAGCAUUGAAUGGGACUUGGAGGAUUUAGAGGACACAAUUAGCAUAGUUGAAAAAAAUCCAAAUAAAUUUCGAAUUGAUAACCGUGAGCUUUUGAGUCGACGGCAUUUCAUCGACAACACACGCGAUGAAGUCAGGCAGAUGAAAGAGAAGAUGAGCCUGAAUAGGAACAGAGACAGGGAUAUUACAGCACAUCAACCACUACUUGAUGAACACAACCAUAACGAAAUCAAUCAUCAAAACAAUCAAAACGGCAACAGUAAUUACAUCAACAACUAUAACAACAGCUUAAAUAACAGUAGUCAUCACAAUAAUCAUAGUCAACAGCAGAAUCAUCACAAUCAUCAUCAUCAUCACAGUAGCAACGAUAAAACCUAUCUGGUAGAGUGUUCGAACGGUGGCUUGGGCGGCGGUCUCUUACAACAAAAUUCAUUGAUAACCAGCGGCAGUGGUGUGGCUAAUUCAAUUGCCGGUACAAUGGCCGCAGCGGCACAGCGUCACAGUAGUACAAAAUAUUCCAAAUUGGAGAAUACAGUCGAUAGUCCGGGCCAUUAUGCAUCACUUGACAGUCCGGGGCAUCGUUUUGUUGGUGAAACUGUAUCGGUGCAGCAGCGUAUGCUGCAAGGACAAGAUGAGCAACUGGAUAUGAUAAGUGAUUCCAUUGGAACGUUAAAGACUGUGUCACGACAGAUAGGCGUGGAGUUGGAUGAGCAGGCUGUCAUGCUUGACGAUUUUGGUAAUGAUUUUGAUACAACGGAGUCCAAACUGGAUACAACCAUGAAAAAAGUUGCCAAAGUAUUGCACAUGAACAGUGAUAAACGACAGUGGGCUGCAAUUUUCAUACUAUCCGCACUUUUGUUAAUUGUGAUAAUUUUGUUUAUAAUUUUGUAAACACAUCGCCCUAAGAAAAAAAUUUCCCAAUUAUUGUUGACAUUUUUACUAUAUACUCCAAUUAUUUCCAUAUACAUAUAUGUACAAUAUUG